AUGUCUACCCAAGGUUUAGUUCAACUCCUCGCAAAUGCUCAAUGCCAUUUAAGAACCUCAACCAAUUACAAUGGUGUCCACACUCAAUUUAAUUCUGCCUUAAACUACAAAAACAAUGGUACCAAUACCAUUGAUGGUUCAGAAGCUUGGUGUUCAUCAAUCGUAGAUACCAACCAAUACAUUGUUGCUGGUUGUGAAGUUCCACGUACUUUUAUGUGUGUUGCUCUCCAAGGUCGUGGUGAUGCUGAUCAAUGGGUUACAUCAUACAAAAUCCGUUAUUCAUUAGAUAAUGUUUCCUGGUUUGAAUAUCGUAAUGGUGCUGCUGUUACUGGUGUAACUGAUCGUAACACUGUUGUUAAUCAUUUCUUUGAUACUCCAAUUAGAGCUCGUUCAAUUGCUAUCCACCCAUUAACCUGGAAUGGUCACAUUUCAUUAAGAUGUGAAUUCUACACUCAACCAGUACAAAGCUCAGUCACUCAAGUUGGUGCAGAUAUUUACACUGGUGAUAACUGUGCCUUAAAUACCGGUUCAGGUAAACGUGAAGUUGUUGUCCCAGUUAAAUUCCAAUUUGAAUUUGCUACUCUCCCAAAGGUUGCUCUCAACUUUGAUCAAAUCGAUUGUACUGAUGCCACCAAUCAAACCCGUAUUGGUGUCCAACCAAGAAAUAUUACCACCAAAGGUUUUGAUUGUGUUUUCUACACUUGGAAUGAAAACAAAGUUUACUCAUUAAGAGCUGAUUACAUUGCUACCGCUUUGGAAUAA
This is a messenger RNA of Dictyostelium discoideum AX4, 762 nucleotides long. RefSeq names its product discoidin I, A chain (gene dscA-1). The record is from RefSeq and is a predicted model, not a curated record. Gene Ontology annotation, cellular component: cytoplasm. Gene Ontology annotation, biological process: cell-cell adhesion; cell adhesion; cytoskeleton organization. The coding region runs from base 1 to 762 and encodes 253 amino acids. The transcript has a single exon. NCBI's taxonomy places the organism in Eukaryota, Evosea, Eumycetozoa, Dictyosteliales, Dictyosteliaceae. Gene Ontology annotation, molecular function: polysaccharide binding; carbohydrate binding; N-acetylgalactosamine binding.